Messenger RNA from Dichomitus squalens LYAD-421 SS1, 309 nucleotides. RefSeq lists its product as uncharacterized. The transcript is spliced from 3 exons. NCBI's taxonomy places the organism in Eukaryota, Fungi, Basidiomycota, Agaricomycetes, Polyporales, Polyporaceae. The record is from RefSeq and is a predicted model, not a curated record. The coding region runs from base 1 to 309 and encodes 102 amino acids.
AUGUCUAACUAUUUGGAGGCGCAAGCCAUCGUGACCGAGGCCAGGUAUUUUUCCCAAACUCCUAUCGUGUUUUGCAUCCUGAAGUUUGAGCCUAGUGUUCUCCGCUUCAACACAAACUGCGAGCUCGCCGCUUUGACGCUCUUCCUCUACGAUUGUCUGGUGACCAUCGACAGCGAGGUCACGCUGUUCUGGCUGCCAGGCCGGGUCAACGGCGCCGUAUCUCUGUUCCUCGUGAACCGAUACUUCACCCUCGUCGCGCAGAUCCUAGGAUUCGCCCCGCAACCUAAGAAAUUCAAUAGGUACACAUGA